This is a messenger RNA of Pelmatolapia mariae (spotted tilapia), 2449 nucleotides long. RefSeq names its product interleukin 1 receptor-like 1 (gene il1rl1). The transcript is spliced from 12 exons. Gene Ontology annotation, biological process: signal transduction. The record is from RefSeq and is a predicted model, not a curated record. NCBI's taxonomy places the organism in Eukaryota, Metazoa, Chordata, Actinopteri, Cichliformes, Cichlidae. Bases 87 to 1796 code for a protein of 569 amino acids.
GAGAGAGAGAGACCAUGCCAGCAACCAUACCGGCAGCAUCGAGCUGAUUACACUCCAGCGGCCAGCACAAACACUUUUGUGAGCUAAUGGAUGCUUUCCAGCUUCUCUUUCUUGUUGCAGUGGUGACAUCCAUAUCAGAAUGGAAAUCAGUUUCAGAUUCUGGCAAAUCACAAUGUCAGACCAUGGAUGAGGAGAGCAUUAGAGUUCUUGAAGGGGAGUCUCUUUUUUUUGUACCUUACAAUAUUUUCGAACCAAACUUCAACAAUAAAAAUUUUACAUGGUACAAAUAUAGCACCCAAAUUCAGAAUAUUUCCUCUGAUAAGAAAGCCCGGGUGCAUUACCAAGGCGAAGCACUGUUUCUCUUAAACCUCAACAUUUCUGAUUCUGCAAAUUACACUGCUUGGGAAAUCAGGUCUUCAGGACAAUGUUUUAACCACCGUGUAAAAAUUGAAGUGUUCAAUGCAAGUUACAGAGGAAGCAAGAUGUUAAACUACGGAGAAAUCGAAAACUCUGACCAGAGCAAAAAGGUCCCAUGUCCAGAACCAGUCCAAACCACAUGUAGUGAAUUCAAAGGAAACAUCACCUGGUACAAGGAUUAUACUCUUAUUGAAGAUCAGCGUGAAGUCGAAUUGAGAGUGCAUAAUGCUACCAAAGACCAUGAGGGCCUCUACACCUGUAUUUGUACCUGGGCAUACAAUAAUAAGGUGUACAAUACGUCAGGUUCCAAGGAACUUAUACUUCUAGAAAAAGCUGUGCACUACCUAGAAAUUUUGACCCCAGCUGAUGAGCCGCAGGAGCAGUUUGCUGAUGAAGGCUCUGAGAUUAAGCUGAAUUGCUCAGUUUUGUGUGGGACUAAUGUGAAACAUGACUGUAAUGCCAGCUGGUACAUCAAUGGAAUUCCUUUCAAAAACAGGGAUGGUUAUAGUCAAACUACCAAAAUAGCAACUGAGGAACCUUCGAAGAAUACCAUUGCCACUGCAGUCCUCACCAUUAAAAAAGUGUCUGCUAAGGAUUUUCAACAGACGUUUAAGUGUUUUGGCGAGGGCUAUUAUGGAACAAAGAAUGUCACUUUAACUCUUAAGCGGAAAGAAUCCAUAAUUCCACUUGCCAUUGGAGGAGUAUGCAUGUUAUUCGUAGGUGUUUUUGUCGCUGUUUUGGUCAAAUACUUUGCCAUUGACUUAGCUCUGUUCUUCAGACCCUACUUCCCACUAAGCAGUAGCAAUAAAGACACAAGUUUAUAUGACGCCUAUGUGGUCUACCAGACACCAACGGACAAGAUCACUGAGGACACACUCUCUCAGUUUAUCACACAGACUUUGCCCUCUGUCCUCGAGGAUAAGUGCGGAUAUCGGCUCUUUAUCCACGGGAGGGAUGACAUACCAGGGGAAGAUCGUCUGGAGUUGGUGGAGAAAUGCAUGAAUCAGAGCAGGAGGCUCAUGGUCAUUCUCACACCAGAUCUGGGAUCAGGCUCCGUGACGACAGAGCGAUGGCCUGCCUCACACCAAACCUCAGUGAUGGGAGGAUUUGACUGGCAGGUGGGGCUCCACCAUGCAUUGGUCCAGAGGGAACUGAGUGUGAUUUUGAUCCAGCUCGGAGACACAGGGCCACAGCAAUACACACACCUCCCCCCGGGCUUGCAGCACCUGAUUCGUAAGAGUGCCCCUUUGAAGUGGCCAGAGGGCUCUGGAGGCGCUGCAGCAUGGAACUCUCGCUUCUGGAAGAGAGUGAGAUACCUGAUGCCUGCCACACCUGUCAAAAAAUGUGCACAGUCUACUGUUAUCCAAUACAUCUUUUAACGCUUUAUGUUGAAUUUUUUAUACAUAUGUUGGGAAAUGUAAAGAAAGGAUGAUCAGUGUUUAACUGCCUUUUAUAAAUCACAAGAAACCAUUAUACUCCAUUAUACAUUAUACAUUAUCAUAUAGUUUCCAUUUCAAAGUCAUUUUGUUCUGUGAUGUUAUUUUAUUGAGCUAAGUUGUUUUUCUUGUUUUGACUCCUAAAACGGUAAUUUCCCACCUUUUGAGAAAACCAAAGAAUUUAUUUUUCUUUUCUUUUAUAUAAUAAAAGUAUUUGUAUUUAAUUGCUCACAUGCUUAUCACUCCAUAUGGCUUUGUACAUAAUGACCAUCAACUUUAUUUUGGUGUAAGUAAGCAAACAAGCAGUAAUAGCAGUUACACAUAGUUGAAUAGUUGGUGCACAAUUGAAUAUUUUGAAUUUCAUUUUGAAUUUUUCCUUUCAGUUCCAUUAAUUUAUGGUUAAUUUUUUACCAAUUUAUUUGUUAGUUUGAACCUUUUUAUUAACAUAAUGUGGGUGACAUGUUGAGAAGUUUAGAAAAGGCAUUUCAAUUCCUGGAUAGGCUAAAGUCUAUCAUCGAAAAGAUUUAAUUAUUGUUUAAAGCUACUGUUUUUUAUUUUUAUCCAUUUCAAAAGCCGAUAAAAACAUGAAAUUAAUG